Molecule: messenger RNA, 1062 nt
Organism: Colletotrichum abscissum
Lineage: Eukaryota; Fungi; Ascomycota; Sordariomycetes; Glomerellales; Glomerellaceae
Exons: 1
Coding region: 1-1062 (353 amino acids)
Source: RefSeq, a predicted model, not a curated record
AUGUUGCUCAGCAUUUUCGAUUCUGAGCACUAUGUCAGGCUUUCGAGGCAUGCAACAGAUAACAUAAGCGGAGCAUGGCGAAUAAAUCCGCCGUCUUCGCCUGGUGUUGUGGAAAUCGAGGAAAUGAGAGCUAUCAUGACCUCUGUACGAGAGUCGGCAAAUGGAACGAUUGACGAUAUCACAAGGAACCUCGAGAAUUUUGGGAACGAUAAUAAUUGGAAGAGAGAAACAAUAUCAAUCGCAGCCUCUUUGGUUACCAUGAUGAAAAUUCGGCUUACGACGAUGCCGCAGCCGGAACCGCCAAUAUUGUGGACAACAGGAUCGUCCUUAAUGAAAGUGGUCGCAGAAACUUUUCAGAGACAAUCCCCGGAAGUAAUCAAUGGCGCAAUUGACUACAGGUUUACAUUGAGUAACCUGGCGGUUUACUACAACUGUAGCAUUCUAUGGACGGAUCGACUGGAUCGGCAUCUGGAAAUCGAACUCAAUCGGCGAACAACGGUCAUUAUGGUAUACCAACACAAGAUAUGGCUCUCGGCGCAUUCAAGACAAGCAGAAAACUGUAUAGUGCCACAAGAGAUCAUCUGUGAAGCUUUGGAUACUCUCAAUCUUCUCUUUCCACACAAUGACCGCUGCACAGAAUCCUUCCUCAGGAAGCAGAAACAAAUAUUCCACCACUUGGGCUACUGCGGUCGAGAGAGAAAACUUGAGUUGGAAAGUUAUCCUUACUGGGGAUGCAAGAUCAAGAAGCUCAUUGAGAUUUCCGAAGGCAAGAGGAGCGGAAUUUGGCAAUUCGUUCCUGACUCUAAGGGAUUCAAUUUGAUCGAGUCGGCCAACUUCUGGAUCGCAACUGCUGCCGCUUUUCUCGCAUUCGUAGGAUUUGUACUCGGUCUCACGUCUAUCGUUUACGCAAAGUGGUCAUACGACGUCGGUGUCAAAUCAAUGGCUAUUUCAGAAGAGUCGCUUGAAUUGACAAGGCUUCAAUAUCAGCUGUCACUAGCCCAGGCCUGUUCAGAUUCGAAUGAAGCAAGGUUGUUGCCGGACUUUUGUUCGGCGGAGGAGUGA